Molecule: messenger RNA, 525 nt
Organism: Adineta steineri
Lineage: Eukaryota; Metazoa; Rotifera; Eurotatoria; Adinetida; Adinetidae
Source: the annotation of a GenBank genome assembly
AUGGAGCGACAGCAGUAUUCACAUCAGCCUUAUGCACAUCAGCCCUACGCUCAAUAUAAUGCACCUUAUCCAUUGGUACCACCACGAGCACGAACGGUAAACGACAUUCUUCCUGCUUCUAUUCCUGGUGUAUUGGGUGGAUUACAGGUGGUACUCUGGCUUGCUAUAAUAGGCCUUGAAGCAGGAGGUCUAUGGUACGAUGCAUGGCGCGCCUGUAAAACAAUUGAUUGGCUCGACGUGACUGGUGACAUUCUCGGUAUUAUUGGACUUGGAUGCAGAGCGAAGCUACCAAUACUUAAGGGUCUUCUUGCCUGUGCUAUAUUAAUGUUUCUCUCUAGUAUUACCUACAUCAUUGCAUAUAUUGCUAUUAGUAUUUGGCUAUGCAAGAAAGGAACAUCCAAUACUGUACACACAGAAGCAGUUUACCAAAGUAGUGUGGACUCGGUUACAAUAAGACAACAACAACCGGACAGUCUAACCCGUGGUUAUGAACAUACAGGUCCACCGGAGAAUCAUCGUCCUUGA